Messenger RNA from Letharia columbiana, 195 nucleotides. RefSeq lists its product as uncharacterized. The record is from RefSeq and is a predicted model, not a curated record. The transcript has 4 exons. The coding region runs from base 1 to 195 and encodes 64 amino acids. Lineage: Eukaryota; Fungi; Ascomycota; Lecanoromycetes; Lecanorales; Parmeliaceae.
AUGGCUCGUGGCAACCAGCGUGACAAAGCUCGUGAGAAAAACCAAAAAGAAGCAGGUGCCCAGAAAAAGAAGAACACUCAAUCGGGUACCGAAUUCCAACGUACCAAAGAGCAGCAGGCAGCCAUAAUGCGCCAGAAACAAGCCGAAGCUUUUGCCAAGAAGGACGGUGCUGCUGGUGGUGACGGGAAGAAAUAG